Messenger RNA from Lepus europaeus (European hare), 786 nucleotides. Its product is annotated as enolase-phosphatase E1-like. The transcript has 4 exons. The record is from RefSeq and is a predicted model, not a curated record. NCBI's taxonomy places the organism in Eukaryota, Metazoa, Chordata, Mammalia, Lagomorpha, Leporidae. Gene Ontology annotation, molecular function: acireductone synthase activity. Bases 1 to 786 code for a protein of 261 amino acids.
AUGGGUGAGGAACUCAGGCUGUGCGCUACCACUGGCCCCAAGAUUGUUGCUGGACUGGUGGGAAGCCCAGGGCUGUCCUGGGGGCGUAGCAACGCCCCCCCUCAGCCCUUGGUAUCGAAGGACCUUUUACUUCCUUACAUCACAGAAAAUGCUAACGAGUAUCUGCAGACAUGCUUGGAAGAGGAGGAGUGCCAGCAGGAAGUCAGUCUUUUGAGGACCCAGGCUGAAGAGGACACCCACCUGGAGGCAUCUGGGAACGGGGUGAAUGACAUCCAGCACACGAUCCAGGCUGUGCUGCUAGACGUCUCUGCACGGGAAGACCACGCGUGCAAACAGCCGCAGGGCCACACGUGGAGGGCAUCAUUCACAGCUGCGCACACGGAAGUAGGGUUCUUGGCAGAUACGGUUCCAGGGCUCAGGAAGUGGGGAGAGGCUGGGCUGACGGGGUCUAUGUGUUCUUCAGGGAGUAUGGAGCCACAGAAAUGGUUAUUUGAUAUCAGAAUAUCAGAGGGUGAUAUUAUUGAGUUUGUUAAUGGUCACUUUGAUACCAAGAUUGGACCAAAGCAGAGAGAGAGUUACCGAAAGACUGCAGACAGCAUUGGGAGCUCAGCCAACAACAAUCUUUUCCUCCCUCAGUCCCACUUCACCAAGGCCCCUGCCACUAUCAUUGCUCUCCUCCAGGUCAGCCAUGUGACCGGUGGCCAGUUCCCUGGCCCCAGCUUGCUGGACCUCCCGACAGUGUGUGGCCCACCUGCCAUGCUCCCUGAGACGGGCUUCUUCACUUGA